Messenger RNA from Nyctereutes procyonoides (raccoon dog), 3975 nucleotides. It is a transcript of the gene MYBPC3, whose product is annotated as myosin binding protein C3. Bases 92 to 3637 code for a protein of 1181 amino acids. The record is from RefSeq and is a predicted model, not a curated record. Gene Ontology annotation, molecular function: myosin heavy chain binding. Lineage: Eukaryota; Metazoa; Chordata; Mammalia; Carnivora; Canidae. The transcript has 29 exons.
AGCCCCUUAUAUAGUGUGGGGGGACGGGUCCUGCUCAGAUCCUCUUUGGGCGGCCUGUGACUGCACGGUCCCUGGUGUUACCUCUCUCAAGAUGCCUGAGCCAGGGAAGAAGCCAGUCUCAGCCUUCAGCAAGAAGCCGAGGUCAGCAGAGGUGGCCGCCGGCAGCCCUGCUGUGUUUGAGGCCGAGACCGAGCGGUCAGGAGUAAAGGUGCGCUGGCAGCGGGGGGGCAGUGACAUCAGCGCCAGUGACAAGUAUGGCCUGGCAGCCGAGGGCACAAGGCACACUCUGACAGUGCGGGACGUGGGCCCUGCCGACCAGGGGUCCUACGCAGUCAUCGCCGGCUCCUCCAAGGUCAAGUUUGACCUCAAGGUCAUAGAAGCGGAGAAGGCAGAGACUGUGCCGGGCCCUGCUCCUGCCCCUGCCCCUGCUGAGGCUCCCGGAGCCCCCGGAGAAGCCCUGGCCUCAGCCACUGAGGAGAAAGGAGGCUCCUCAAGUCCCGAAGGGCCGAGCUCGGCAGCCCCUGAUGGCUCCGGUGCCCCUGAUGACCCCAUCGGCCUCUUUGUGAUGCGGCCACAGGACGGUGAAGUGACAGCAGGUGGCAGUAUCACCUUCUCAGCACGUGUGGCCGGAGCCAGCCUCCUGAAGCCACCCACGGUCAAGUGGUUCAAAGGCAAGUGGGUGGAUCUGAGCAGCAAAGCCGGCCAGCACCUGCAGCUGCACAGCAGCUAUGACCGGACCAGCAAGGUCUACCUGUUUGAGUUGCACAUUACAGAUGCCCAGCCUACCUCUGCGGGCGGCUACCGCUGUGAGGUGUCCACCAAGGACAAGUUUGACAGCUGCAACUUCAAUCUCACUGUCCACGAGGCCGUUGGCCCAGGAGACCUGGACCUCCGAUCAGCUUUCCGACGCACGAGCCUGGCUGGCAGUGGUCGGCGUAUCAGUGACAGCCAUGAGGAUGCCGGAACUCUGGACUUCAGCUCGCUGCUGAAGAAGAGCAGCAGUUUCCGGAGGGACUCCAGGCUGGAGGCGCCAGCCGAGGAGGACGUGUGGGAGAUCCUGCGGCAGGCGUCGCCGUCCGAGUACGAGCGCAUCGCCUUCCAGCACGGCGUCACCGACCUGCGUGGCAUGCUCAAGAGGCUCAAGGGCAUGAAGCGGGAUGAGAAGAAGAGCACAGGUGAGGCCGCCUGCCCCCCAGAGGAGACGGCGCUGGCGCACACACGGUUGUGGUGGGAAGGGAAGAGUCCAGCUUGGCCCAGAGACACUCAGGCAAGAAGAAGGGCCCAGAUUAACCCCAGCCUUGUGUUGGAAAAAACCAAGAAUGCCCAGGUUAGCCCCUGUCCACAAAAAAGAAGGGCACAAAAAAUAAGGGCAAAGUUUAGCCCAGAGACACCUCAUGACCAGCACGGGGCAGGAGGCCACCCGGAGGCUGGCUCUGGCCAGGGGCCCUCUCCCUCUCCCACUCUCUUACUCAUGCCUCGAGCAUCUGGGCUGGCCCGUGCUGGGCCCAAGGUCACAGAGAUUAGUGCGACCAGCCCCUGCUCAGUCUCCAAGGGCCCAGCCAAGGGCCACUUGGGGUCCCUUGAGCCACCACUUCUCUGCAGAGUCCACAAACUGACCAUUGACGACGUCACGCCUGCGGACGAGGCUGACUACAGCUUUGUGCCUGAAGGCUUUGCCUGCAACCUGUCGGCCAAGCUGCACUUUAUGGAGGUCAAGAUCGACUUUGUGCCCAGGCAGGAACCUCCCAAGAUCCACCUGGACUGCCCGGGCCGCAAGCCAGACACCAUCGUGGUUGUGGCUGGGAACAAGCUACGCCUGGAUGUCCCUAUCUCAGGGGACCCUGCUCCCACUGUAAUUUGGCAGAAGACCAUCACACAGAAGAACAAGGUCCCAGCAGGGCCAGCGCCUGAUGCCUCGGGGGAUGCCGCUGCCAGUGACGAGUGGGUGUUUGACAAGAAGCUGCUGUGUGAGACCGAGGGCCGGGUCCGUGUGGAGACCACCAAGGACCGCAGCAUCUUCACUGUGGAGGGGGCCGAGAAGGAAGACGAGGGUGUCUACAUCGUCACGGUGAAGAACCCCGUGGGCGAGGACCAGGUCAACCUCACAGUCAAGGUCAUCGAUGUGCCAGAUGCUCCUGCGGCCCCCAAGAUCAGCAACGUGGGCGAGGACUCCUGCACCGUGCAGUGGGAGCCCCCUGCCUACGACGGUGGCCAGCCGGUCCUGGGCUACAUCCUGGAGCGCAAGAAGAAGAAGAGCUACCGGUGGAUGCGGCUCAACUUCGACCUGCUGCGGGAGCUGAGCCAUGAGGCCCGGCGCAUGAUUGAGGGUGUGGUGUACGAGAUGCGAGUCUACGCUGUCAACGCCAUCGGCAUGUCCAGGCCUAGCCCUGCCUCCCAGCCCUUCAUGCCAAUCGGCCCCCCGAGCGAGCCCACCCACCUGGCGGUGGAGGACGUGACGGACACCACCGUCUCCCUCAAGUGGAGGCCCCCGGAGCGCGCGGGCGCGGGCGGCCUGGACGGCUACAGCGUGGAGUACUGCCGGGAGGGCUGCUCCGAGUGGGUGACGGCCCUGCAGGGGCUGACGGAGCAGACGGCGGUGCUGGUGAAGGACCUGCCCACGGGGGCCCGGCUGCAGUUCCGGGUGCGCGCCCACAACAUGGCAGGGCCCGGAGCCCCCGUCACCACCCAGGAGCCCGUGACGGUGCAGGAGAUACUGCAGCGGCCCCGGCUCCAGUUGCCCAGGCACCUGCGCCAGACCAUCCAGAGAAAGGUUGGGGAGCCCGUGAACCUCCUCAUUCCUUUCCAGGGCAAGCCCCGGCCUCAGGUGACCUGGACCAAAGAGGGGCAGCCCCUGGCAGGCGAGGAGGUGAGCAUCCGCAACAGCCCCACGGACACCAUCCUGUUCAUCCGGGCUGCCCACCGUGCCCACUCUGGCACCUACCAGGUCAUGUUGCGGAUCGAGAACAUGGAGGACAAGGCCACGCUGGUCCUGCAGAUCGUUGACAAGCCAAGCCCUCCCCAGGAUAUUCGGGUCGCCGAAGCCUGGGGUUUCAAUGUGGCUCUGGAGUGGAAGCCACCCCAGGAUGAUGGCAACACAGAGAUCUGGGGUUACACAGUACAGAAAGCUGACAAGAAGACCAUGGAGUGGUUCACUGUCCUAGAGCAUUACCGCCGCACUCACUGCGUGGUGUCAGAGCUCAUCAUUGGCAACGGCUACUACUUCCGGGUCUUCAGCCACAACAUGGUGGGGCCCAGUGACAAAGCCGCCACCACCAAGGAGCCUGUCUUUAUCCCCAGACCAGGCAUCACGUAUGAGCCACCCAGCUAUAAGGCCCUGGACUUCUCGGAGGCCCCGAGCUUCACCCGCCCCCUGGUGAACCGCUCAGUCAUCGCUGGCUACAAUGCUACCCUCUGCUGUGCUGUGCGGGGUAGCCCCAAGCCCAAGAUUUCCUGGUUCAAGAAUGGCCUGGAUCUGGGGGAGGAUGCCCGCUUCCGCAUGUUCAGCAAGCAGGGAGUGUUGACCCUGGAGAUUAGAAAGCCCUGUCCCUUUGACGGGGGCAUCUAUGUCUGUAGGGCCAUCAACUUACAAGGCGAGGCACAGUGUGAGUGCCGCCUGGAAGUACGAGUGCCUCAGUGACCUGGCUGGCUCCCUGGCGAUGGCCAGGUGCAACAGGAUGCCGAUGGCCCAGGGCCCGGGAACCUGGAAGAACGCUGGAUAAGCCACCUUCCUGCUGUUGAGUGUGUGUGCACAAGUGUGUAUCUUGGGGUGGGGCUGGGGGGAAGCAUCCAUAGGGCAAUGCCCUUAAGAUAAGCAGGCCUGGAGGCUCUGUGUAGACUGAACCAUCUGAGCUCCCACUGGCCGCUCUCUGGCCUUGGGACAAAAAGUUGGUGGACUCAGGAAAUGGUGGCUGGGGACAGACCUUGCUGGCCUGCCAUGUUUUCUCAAUAUAUGAGGGCAAUAAAAGACGAGUGGUC